AUGAAACCAACUAUGAGAUUUGAGGGUGAAGGAAGGUCGUACGUCGUCAAAGAGAUCUCGUAUGAAGAAAGUACACUUGUAAUUCAAGAUGAGGAAAUCUCUGAUCACUCCCCGUCUGACUUCUGCAAUUUCCUUUACAAUUUUACGGUGCCCCCUUCUCCUAUCUAUCCCUUAUAUCUUAAAUCUCCCAACUACACCUUUGUCAAUUGUCAGCGCCAUCAUCAGCCUCUCUUCAAUGAUUCCUAUAAGGGUGUAUAUAAUUACAGAGGUUGUGAAGACCGCAUUAUCUACUAUUGGUCAGAGGAUCUACAACUUCUUCAUGAUCUAUCACUGCUUCAACUGCAUCACUGUUCGGUCACUCACUUUCCAUUGUUUCUAUAUCCGGUCGAUCCAGAAGUGCCGAACCUCUUUAGUCUGUUGGAUUUGGGUUUCGGUCUUCUAUGGAAUCGGACACAAGAAUGCAUUGAAUGUCAGAAAGAAAAAGGGUUUUGUACUCGAAUUCCAUCCACCGGAGACUUCGACUGCUUUAGAACGCCGCCUUGGGUUUUUCAAACUCGGCCAGCUCAGCCUCCCAGGAGCAACCCAGCCGCGCCAAACUCAGCCAAGCCAGAAGUACAUUUAGGUGAAAAGCCAAGUAAGAAAAAGAAGAUCCUGAUAGCGGUAGGCGCAGUGAUCGGUGGCUUCCUUCUGACUUCCCUCAUACUCAUUCUUUACUUCCGGUACUGUAAGAAACGCUACCCUUCUCUGUCUUUCAAUGUCCUCUCUCGAGCCAUCUCUUCCUUCCCUAAUUGCAAUUCGGAGAUUGGAAGCAGCAUCCAAACCCAGUUCUUCUCCUACAAAGAGCUUGAAGAAGCUACAAACAACUUCGACCCCUCUAAAGAACUCGGAGACGGGGGCUUUGGGACAGUUUACCAUGGCAAGCUCUGGGACGGCCGUUUUGUUGCAAUCAAGCGCCUGUACCAGAAUAACCACAGGCGUGUUGAACAAUUCAAGAAUGAAGUUAACAUCCUCUCCCGCCUGCGCCAUCAGAACCUUGUCAUGCUAUAUGGUUGCAGCUCACGCCACAGUCGUGAGCUACUACUGGUCUAUGAAUUCAUCCCCAAUAGAACCGUUGCUUAUCAUCUCCAUGGUGACGGUGCGAAAACCAACAAGCUCACAUGGUCUACCCGAAUGUGCAUUGCUAUAGAAACUGCCGAUGCGCUUGCCUACCUUCAUCAGGUUGAAAUCAUACACCGUGAUGUCAAAACAGACAACAUUCUCCUCGAUAACAAUUUCUGUGUGAAGGUUGCAGAUUUCGGGCUGUCGCGUUUGUUCCCCUUUGAUGUCACGCAUGUGUCGACAGUUCCGCAAGGGACCCCUGGUUAUGUGGACCCCGAUUAUCAUCGAUGCUAUCAACUUACUGACAGGAGUGAUGUGUACAGCUUUGGGGUGGUCUUGAUCGAACUCGUAUCAUCAUUGCCGGCGGUUGACAUCAGUAGGCAUCGGCAUGAGAUUAAUUUGGCUAACAUGGCGAUUAACAAGAUCCAAAAUGAUGCAUUGCAUGAGCUGGUGGAACCCACGCUCGGGUUCGAUUCUGAUUUUUCUGUGAGGAGGAUGAUCACAUCAGUGGCUGAGUUAGCUUUUAGGUGUUUGCAAGAUGAGAAGGAAGUCAGACCAUCCAUGGAGGAGGUUUUGGAGGAGCUGAGAGGAAUCUCAGGUGAAAAAUACAAUGCGGAAAAGAUGGAGGAGGCAGGUACUCCCAUGGAUGAUAUUUGUUGAAGAAAAUUCCGCCCUGAUCACUGUAAUUGCCGGAUACUCUGAAUGAUUCAGGGGCUGUAGGAUUAUCUAAUCUUGAUUGAGUUUGUGUACACAAGACUCUGUAUCAAACGUUUCCUGUCGUUCAUCUAUGGUUCAUCUAUGGUUGAUGGAAUCUCAAUGUGCAUUCUCCAUCAAAUUUUGAAAUUCGAUGUGAGGGAAACCUGAAUGUGCUGAAGAUGGAAGGUGGAAAGUGUUUGGCACAUGACGUUAUGUGUAGUGGUGGAAACAGUACUUAAAUCAUGCUCUUAUAAUUAAUCUCUUGUUCGCCCACAUUCUACUGUAAUGUAGUAGCAUACAUUUUCUUCUUCUUUUAUGGAUGUGUUAUAAGGACCUUGAGAGAUGUAAUUAGUAGCUCUUUCAUUGAGGGCAAUGGAUAUACUAAUGGAGUUUCUGUAGCUUUUGAAUGCAGAUGGUGAUUGUGUUGGA
This is a messenger RNA of Magnolia sinica, 2223 nucleotides long. Its product is annotated as LEAF RUST 10 DISEASE-RESISTANCE LOCUS RECEPTOR-LIKE PROTEIN KINASE-like 1.1. The transcript is spliced from 4 exons. Gene Ontology annotation, molecular function: protein kinase activity; ATP binding. NCBI's taxonomy places the organism in Eukaryota, Viridiplantae, Streptophyta, Magnoliopsida, Magnoliales, Magnoliaceae. Bases 1 to 1758 code for a protein of 585 amino acids. The record is from RefSeq and is a predicted model, not a curated record. Gene Ontology annotation, biological process: protein phosphorylation.